This is a messenger RNA of Juglans regia (Persian walnut), 2599 nucleotides long. Its product is annotated as probable protein phosphatase 2C 6. The record is from RefSeq and is a predicted model, not a curated record. Gene Ontology annotation, molecular function: protein serine/threonine phosphatase activity. Bases 603 to 2207 code for a protein of 534 amino acids. NCBI's taxonomy places the organism in Eukaryota, Viridiplantae, Streptophyta, Magnoliopsida, Fagales, Juglandaceae. The transcript is spliced from 7 exons. Gene Ontology annotation, biological process: protein dephosphorylation.
AGGGGCCCUAUCCAUCCAUCCACCUUCUUUAGCUUCGGUCCUUUUCUCUCUCAGUUUUGGCAUUUUUUCUUCUCAUUCAUCGUCCUGCAACUCUAAGCCCACCAUCCUGAGAACCUUCUGGCAGGCGGCAACUACGAUCUGCCUCAGAACCUUCCGGCGACUACGAUCUUCUUCGAACACCCUCUUAAAUUCAGCUCGCUCACUCUCUCUCUCUCUCUCUCUCUCUCUCUCUGUGCUGAUCUGCUCUGUUCUGCCAUUACUGGGUCUUUUUUAGAAUUCAAGUAAAAUCCUACCAUAAGAGGUAAAUAGAUAUGCAGAAGGGUACGAGUUUUUCCAGGCAUAGCAAUUGGACUGAUACGCCUUCGUCUUUGAGACUGAUCGCUCUUCAACUUUCCCUGAGACUCUUGGGUUUUUGUUCCCAUAGCCAAACACAGCCUUGACGUCUCCUGAACUUCGAUCUUCCACCCUCACCGAACGCCGUUUUCGAGUUCUCGUUGUUUUCGACUACGGCCGAGACUUCUGGAGGAACAGUAGCAGCCAGGAGAGAGGUUGGUCGUGCCUGCCCGUGGGGAUAAUUGGUAAAGCGUCAAUAAUCGAAUCGAAUGGGUUCUUGCUGUUCAUCAAUCUCAGGAAAGAGGCUCUAUAUGGAGGAAGUGGUUACAAUCGAGGCUGCUGCUGCUGAAAACUCUAGUGCGUGUGCAACUGCAGCAUCAAUGUCUUCUUCAACUUCUCCUAAUAAUAAGAAGAGUAAGAGACAUGGUUCAGGAAGGUGGAAAAAGAAAUCCUCUGCAGCUUCAUUUGAAGGUGAACUGCUCCAUCAGAUGAUGACUCCUGAGAACGGGAGGAUGGUUAUGAAUGGUGCCAGCAAAAUUGCCUGCUUAUAUACCCAGCAGGGUAAGAAAGGAACUAAUCAGGAUGCCAUGAUUGUUUUGGAGAAUUUCUGUUCAAGAAGCGAUACAAUAUUUUGUGGGGUAUUUGAUGGUCAUGGUCCUUUUGGUCAUAUGGUUGCCAAGAAAGUCCGGGACUCUCUUCCAGUUAGACUAUGUACUCAAUGGACAACUAAAUCUGGUAGUGAGCAGAGCAGCCUUUGCAAAAUUGAAAAUGCUCAUGGAAGCUUGAGCACAGAGGAAACAAAAUCUCCAAGCAUGGAUGAUGAAUGUUAUGAGACAUUAGAGGUUGAGGCCAAUGAAAACCUUCCUGAAAUGUAUAUUCCACUUAAACGGUCUAUGUUGAAGGCUUUCAAGCUAAUGGAUAAGGAACUAAAGCUGCAUCCCACAGUCGAUUGUUUCUGUAGUGGAACUACAGCAGUUACUCUGGUAAAGCAGGGUCAGGAUCUUGUGAUUGCCAAUGUCGGAGAUUCAAGAGCAGUAAUGGGAACGAGGGAUAUAGACAAUUCUUUGAUUGCUACACAAUUGACUGUGGACUUGAAGCCUGAUCUUCCAGGGGAAGCUGCUAGGAUCCAGCGGUGCAAAGGAAGGGUCUUUGCUUUGCAGGAUGAGCCAGAGGUGGCACGUGUAUGGUUGCCUAAUAAUGAUUCACCUGGUUUGGCGAUGGCUAGAGCUUUUGGGGACUUUUGCCUGAAAGAUUUUGGUUUAAUUUCCGUUCCAGACGUGUACUAUCACCAUCUUACUGAAAGAGAUGAAUUCAUUAUUCUUGCCACGGAUGGGGUUUGGGAUGUCCUCUCAAAUAAAGAAGCUGUCGAUAUCGUGGCUUCAGCUCCGGGUCGCUCGACAGCAGCCAGAGCUCUUGUAGACUGUGCUUUUCGAGCAUGGAGACUUAAAUAUCCUACUUCAAAGAAUGAUGAUUGUGCUGUUGUGUGCCUCUUUCUAGAGCAUGUACCUGCAGCCAGUGAGGCUGUAGCAGACAAUGACAUGACAAAGGCACCACAAGAGGCAAUAGAGAUGGUUGCAGUAACAGAUGAAAAGGCUAGGGGAUUGGAAGCCGAUGAUACUAAAAGUUCUGUUCUCGACCAUUCAAGUACUGUACGUGGCUCCGACGAGAUUGUGCCUGUCUCUGAGCCAGCUGAAGAAAAUCUUUCUGCAAAGUGUCAGGGUCAGUCUAAGAGGAGUCUAGCUGAGUGCAUUUCAAAUGCAGAAGAUGAGGAGUGGUCAGCCUUAGAAGGUGUUACCAGGGUUAACAGUCUGCUAAGCCUUCCCAGGUUCCCAUCUGGUAUUAAAAGAGCAACCAGUUGGAGAAAGUGGCUAUGAUACAAAUGAGGGCUUAUCAGCCCUUAAUUUUACCCUCAGCAACAUGGAACUUCAACAAUUUCCAAAUCAGUAUUGCAUUGGGAAAAUUAUUUAUGGCAGUAUCUGUAGGUUUUAAACUGCAGAUGCGGAUCGACAGGCGUCGGCAGAAUACCUAGGUAAGUCAGUCAGCCACACCAUAUUGGAGUAACUUUCACUGAAGAAAAAACUCGUCUUGCAGUUUCUUGUUGUGAUGGGUUUAGUGAAAUCAGUCUUUCCCUUUUCAAAUACAUUUAAUAAAGUUAACUUUCUUAGAGGCAGGGGGGAAGGUUGUAAUAUAAUGUUUUGUGCUCUGUUGCUUUACUUGAUGCAGCCUACUGUUGAUAUCUUUUUAAGAUAAAAAAGAAUUUAUGGUA